CUAGACCAACCAGGCCUGCUUGACCAGGACAUCAUAACACCACUAGGGUUGGCCACCCCGCAUAACCACCUUCAAGGCCCCGCGUCUGGAGCCUAUAUAAACGCGCCGCCCUCGCCAGUGGCACGCGAGGUUAGUGGUGGCGAUCACGAUUUGACUGCCGGUCCUCUCGACCGGACAUCUUCAACAAUGAUUUUCUCCGACUUGUACAAGUCGCCGAGGUCUCCCCUCACCAAACUUCGGAAUUCGCUCCCGCAUGCUGUACCUCCUCCAACGGAUUUCGAUGCCGAUCUUGUGAGCAAGGAUAAGGGCAAGCAGAAGGAAGCUGUGAGGAGACACCUCGCUGCGAAGGUUCGAAACGACUGGGAGUUUGUGUGGCCAGUGGCGGUUCGCUCACAGCCUGCACGCACGAAGGUGUCGGAGCGCAAUGCUUCGCCUUCAAGCGCGCCUGCAGUCCCUGUUCAAGAUGGAAUGGGACAAAGAAGCGCAGAUGUAGCCGCUGCAACGGAAUUUGCAGACGGUGAGGCGACCAGAGAUCCCGGAGAGGAAGCAGAUUCCGAAUCAGAGGCCGAGUCCGUCUACAGCACUAUAUCUGAAGACCCUGCUCGCUUCCGGCCACGGGCUGAAUGGACUUCAGACCUCUCUGACGACGAGGAAGACCAAGAUCCAGUAUCCCCUUAUCGAACCGCCACCCAAGGAUCCGUCGGGAAUGCUGUCCGCACUUCUCUCGAGACCAAGCGCACACGCAGGCGUAGAGCCGUGCGGGAAGAGGCGGCAUGGAACGAGGGUUUGGCAUGUUUUGAAGCGCGCCGCAACGCCUGGACGGGUGCCAGGACCGUCCGUGUAAAACCGAAGCCGCCCACUCCGGCAUCCCCGUCUUCAACUCGCAGACUAUUCUGGCGGCAUCAUCGAACUGAGUCUUCUAGUUCCCACGACCCAAGCACUGUCUCAGGCUCACCGCCGGCCGCUACCUCGCCCCUACAGGCCACAACCACUCGCACCUCCCAGCAGACGGACACAUUAUCAGAACCCGACUCAGCCAAGAGCGCGACAGCCGUACAGAGGACGAGCUCCCGAGAUUCAACAGGCCAACCGGUGCUCUACCCGGUCAAGACCCUCAUCCCCAUCCCGCCUCCGCUCCUACCGCCUCAAAACCCAAUGCGCGCCUCGGUCACACCCUCCAUGUACGGCUCACUCUACGACAAGGUCGUCGUGCAGAGCCUGCAGCCCUCCUGUCCCGUGAACCUGGCCGACAUGCUCCGGGCCUGUGUCGUCGGCUGGAAGCGCGACGGCGAGUGGCCGCCCAAAUCCAGCUACCCCGCCACGAUACACAUAUCUUCACCCGCCGAGGUACUGGCCUCGCGCCAGCGCAAAGCCCAGCAGCAACAACAAGCGAACGCCGCGCGGAAGCAGCCACAACAACAACAACAAAGUAGCAAUCCCGUGGCGACGGCAACAACAUCAAAGAGGAUGAGUCUAGUGGGGUUACUGAGCGGGGUGGGAGGUGGAGCAGGGGGGAGUAAACCCGCUUCACAGCCCAAGGAGGACGCCGAGCAGGGGAGGGGGAAUACCACCCAGCACGGCCUGUCCCACACGCGUUCUCAUUCUCAUUCUCACUCGGACGAGGCCGGCGGCGGUGUCGGCUCCUCGAGCAAGACCUCGUUCAGACGGAGCCUGCACAAGGUGUUCUCGUUGGGUCACCAGCACAGCAACAGCAGCCAUCAUCACAAUGCUGGAGCGCCGCUGUCGCCGAGUGCUGCAGCUCCUCCUCCUUCUACCAAGGGAUGUUAG
Molecule: messenger RNA, 1788 nt
Organism: Canariomyces notabilis
Lineage: Eukaryota; Fungi; Ascomycota; Sordariomycetes; Sordariales; Chaetomiaceae
Exons: 1
Source: RefSeq, a predicted model, not a curated record